UUGUGAUCUUGUUCAAGCAAUUCAAUAUGUUAACAUGUAACUCUAAUGGAACAAAACUGAAAUGAUAACGUUUAGGUUGCUUAUUGGAACCCUUUUCUAUUCCGUUACAGAUGUUAAUGCAGAAUCUAUCUCAGACGACUGUCGAUUACCAGGAGUUUUAUAUCAAGGAACCAAAAACGUAACAGAAACUGGUAGAGCAUGUCAAAGAUGGGAUACGCAGACCCCACAUGAACACGGUUAUGAUGUGUUUAGCUUUGCAAAAGAGAACUACUGUCGGAACUUCGAUAGAGAGGAGCCAUGGUGCUUUACCAACGACACGGAUGUCCGCUGGGAACUCUGUGGCGUGGAAGUGUGUGCAACACCUUGUCUCAAUCAGUCUUUUUAUACAAAAGAAAUAAAGAGUCAGUGUGUUCCUGAUAUCCCAAGUGAUGGUGAAUACUGUAGCUAUAUAUUAAACCUGGUUUCAUGUUUGAAGAAAAAUGUUGAAAAUCUCACUGGUUCCAAUUGUUCCAAGAUUACAUGGCGUUCUAUUGCUCUGCAAAUAAAGGACACUUUAGAAGACUUAACAGGGAAAUCCAUCUCUCAAUGUAUUCUUUCACCGUGUCGAGAUCCAAGUGUAAAGGGUGAUUCUUUUGUGGUGAUUACCUUUGCCAUCCCUUGUUUUGAAGAAUUCUUCAGAGAUACAACAGAUGGGCCAACAUUAUGCCGAAUAAAACAGCGGAUUGGGCAUUGUGUUUUAUCAAAGGUACAAGACAGUGACAAAACAAACUCUACUUGUCUCGUCAAGGAUAAAUUAAGUAUGGCCAACAGGUUUUUACCUCUUCUUCCUGCACAGCUUCAAGAAAAUGCUAGUAUCUGUGUCAAAUACUUUUAUUCUGAAUUCCCUGCACCACUGGAAAAUAUAACAGGAAGUAAAGAAACAAACACCGAAUUUUCCCAAACAGCAAUGUUCGUAAGUUGA
Messenger RNA from Saccostrea cuccullata (small rock oyster), 961 nucleotides. Its product is annotated as hepatocyte growth factor-like. The transcript is spliced from 8 exons. The record is from RefSeq and is a predicted model, not a curated record. The coding region runs from base 62 to 961 and encodes 299 amino acids. Lineage: Eukaryota; Metazoa; Mollusca; Bivalvia; Ostreida; Ostreidae. Gene Ontology annotation, molecular function: signaling receptor binding; endopeptidase activity.